AUGGGGUCAGGAGGAGGAGGAUCCUGCCGCCGCUUCAGGAGGCAGACUGUGGUCCUGUCACCUCUGCUGGGCCUGGGGUCAGCCCGGAGGUCAGCCCAGGACCUGCCCAACUCCCAAGGCCUCUCCUUCAUCAUCUUUGUCUGCUACGUGGCAUCCACAGCGUCCGCCUUCCUCACCGCGCCCCUCCUGGAGUUCCUGCUGGCCCUCUUCUUCCUCUUUGCUGAUGCCAUGCAGUUGAACGACAAGUGGCAGGGCUUGUGCUGGCCCAUGAUGGACUUCCUACGCUGUGUCACAGCGGCCCUCAUCUACUUUGCCAUCUCCAUCACAGCUGUCGCCAAAUACUCUGAUGGUGCUGCCAAAGCGGCCGGGGUGUUCGGCUUCUUUGCCACCAUCGUAUUUGCCAUUGACUUCUACCUGAUCUUCAAUGACGUGGCCAAAUUCCUCAAGCAAGAGGGCUCUGCAGACGAGACCACAGCCCACAAGGAGGAAGAAGAGGAUUCCGACUCUGACUCCGACUAAAGGGCUGCCCGGCCCUGGCAGCCCGGGCCACGCGGGCCUUCCCUCCUGCACUUCCCACCGGCUGGCCGGCCGGCCGGCGCGAGGCCUGGGGACCGGGAGUGAUGGAGGAAGGCUGUCACUUCUCCAGAGGAGCAGGCCUCCUCCCAGCCCCAAGGUGACGUUUCUGAGCCUACCUAACCGCUCUGCACAGGAGGGCAGCGUGAAUGUCCCGCCACUCCUCGUUUCUGGCCCACAGACCGUAAGCCCUUUGACCUCUCUGCCGAAAAUAAGCACAAAGGGACAAAGCAGAUAGAGCCAUUUGACCCGUCACAGGGAUAUGCAUGCCAACGGGGGUGGAUAGAGGUAACGGGACGACGGAGGUAAGGCAGAAACCACCAGGGGCCAACCGCCAGCCCCCCAGCCCCAGGGACCUUCAUCUGCAUUUGGUGCCCCUGCCCACGCCAGGCACUUUGUCGAGAAUGAUCCUUCCAAGGUUCUUUGGUUCAAGGAGCACCACUUCCUUCAUUCUGUAAGCAGGGGGGAAGCUGGCCUUUGCCAUGCCUUUACCUGCCUCCUCACACCCCUGGAAACCGUGACUCCUCCAAGGGACAGGACUAUUGUGGGUCUAAGACCAUUUCAAAGAAAAGCUCGUAAAGCGGCUUACCGGGUCCAAAAGAUCAGGGGCCACAGGAAGGGACAGCGUCCGGGGUCGCUGGGCAGGCCCAGCCGGAGCCGCUCUGCCCCGGGGCCCGCCAGCAGCCACAGGCUUGUGGACGCUCGGGACCAUGCGCUUCUAGACACCAGAGCAGGUCUCCCAACCACUCACAGGAGGUGAGACGUGCCUUCUGUGUUCUCCUGUGCUGUGUAUAUAUCUUCAGUGGAUUUUGUAACUUUAUAUAAUUUUUUUAUACAAAAGCAGCUUCUUAAAUAGCAUUUCCUGUGACCAAGAGGCCUUACGAAAUGAGCCAGAGUUCUGGACCCAUUUGGGAGCAUUUGUAACUUUCGUUCUUCUCUUGCAUGUGAAUCUCCUCCCCUGAAAAAAAGCCAUAAUGAAUUAAACCAGACUGACUACCUGCA
Myotis davidii is the source of this 1575-nucleotide messenger RNA. RefSeq names its product CKLF like MARVEL transmembrane domain containing 3 (gene CMTM3). Lineage: Eukaryota; Metazoa; Chordata; Mammalia; Chiroptera; Vespertilionidae. The coding region runs from base 1 to 519 and encodes 172 amino acids. The transcript has 5 exons. The record is from RefSeq and is a predicted model, not a curated record. Gene Ontology annotation, cellular component: membrane.